Molecule: messenger RNA, 1824 nt
Organism: Tetrahymena thermophila SB210
Lineage: Eukaryota; Ciliophora; Oligohymenophorea; Hymenostomatida; Tetrahymenidae
Product: ATP synthase alpha subunit, nucleotide-binding domain protein
Exons: 1
Molecular function (GO): ATP binding
Source: RefSeq, a predicted model, not a curated record
AUGAAUAACCUUUUAUUAUUACAAAGUAUCAAAAAUUUAACUAAAGGAGUUGCGCAAAGAUAGAGAUUGUUUGCAAAGAGAUAUGCAAACAUUUUAAGUCUAAGCAAUUAGAUUUAAUAUAGAUUUUGCGCAUAAAAGCCAACUGGUAGCACAUAGGAAGAAGAUUCUUCAUUAUACGCAUUAAACAACAAAAUUUAUGAGAUUAAAGAUAAUGCACAAACAGGAUAGAUAGUUAAAUCUAAAAAUGACAUAAUUUACUUUACUAAUUUUGAAAAGAGUAGAUUGAAAUUAAAAUCUUUGAUCUAAUUGGAAAAUGAUGCAUAAAAGUAAGCUCUAGUUUUGAGUUUAAAUGAGAAAAUAUCAAGCGCUUUAUGCUUAAAUAGGAUUGAUCAUAAUUAAAACUAUUUAGAUCAAUCCAUUAAGCUUGAAAACCCAAAUGGUCUUAAGCUUUAAUUAAAUGGAAAAUAAAUUUGUGGCAAAGUAAUUAACUAUCGUGGUGAAGUUAUUAAGGAAUUUUCACCACAACCAAUCUAAGAAGGAGAAGUAGCCAAUAAAUAAUCUGAAAACCAUAAUGAUUUUGAUGUUGAAUUUACCUUACUAGAUUACAAGGAACACCUCAUCCUUCACUAGAAAAGAUUAACUUCAAAGCGCUAGCUAUAUACAGGGAAUAUUUCAGUAGACAUGACUUAGCCAAUUUGUUAAGGAAACUUUGUUAUUCUUAAUGGAGAUCUUAACACAGGAAAAUCUCACUUGGCAAGCGAAAUGAUUAAGUAAAACUGUGCAUUAAAUCCAAAUACUGUAGGUAUUUUUGUAACAUAACACUUCUCUACUGCAGAGAAAGUUUUAAGUGAACUUCAAUCAAAUGAACAUAGCAAAAACAAUUUUAUCAUAGUUAGUCCUCAAAAUGAAGAAACAGCAGGCAUGGCUGAAAAAUAUUUAAGUCCUUUUACUGCUUUACAUUUAGCUCGCAAAAUAUAAUAGGAAUAGAGUAAAGAUGUUAUUAUUAUAUAUGAUAAUAUCUAUGAUCAUUUGUAUUCAGAAAAUCUUAUAUUUGGAUAAAUUGAUAUGCCUUCAGGAUUCAAGAGUGUUUUGAAGGAGCUAUUUAGUAUGAGUGGUUAUUACGGAGACAGAAAUGGAAGUAUUUCUAGUAUUUGCAUUUUUGAUAGCAACCGUGCUGCUGAAAAGUACUAAAAAGAAACAUAAAAGCUAUACUAAGAAGCUGAAAGUUACGCUGAUGUGAUUGUCGACUUCACAUUAAAUGAUCCUUUAUACCGUUAAACACGCCCUAAAAUAUAAUUAAAAGGUAAGAAGCUGUUCUCAAAACCUAAAUGGUAAAAUAAUCUCUACUUAGAAGUUGCAAAAGAAUUGCACUAAGUGCUUAUUGAUCUUUAAUAGUAAUCUAAAGAGAUAUAAUUGAAAAACGAUUUGAAAAUAACUGUUGAACCCUGGGAUUACUAUUUGUAUUAUGAUUCUAAGUAUUUUAUGAAACUAUUAGUGUCAUCAAAUUACUUUACUCCUAUUGAGUAAAUAGUAUUUGUUAAAUUUAUUGUUAAGUGCAUUCAUGAAGAGACCAUAUCUCAAUUUAAAGAAACCCCUUAAGAGUUAACAAAAUCAUUUAUGAAAUUCUGCAAAGAAUUCAAGGAAUUCAACAAAUAAGAUAUAUUUAGUUACAUCUAAAACGAGUUCAAUUACAACGAUAAUGAAAUUCAACCCAAUACACUCGAUAACCUUCAACACUGUGUUCUCAGACUCUAUGAAUUAUUUAUCAUGCACUGCAAAAUGAAUGACAAACUUUUACCUUUUAAAAAAGAUUAUUUCAAUUGA